Mercenaria mercenaria is the source of this 4420-nucleotide messenger RNA. RefSeq lists its product as uncharacterized. Gene Ontology annotation, molecular function: NAD+ binding. Bases 18 to 3758 code for a protein of 1246 amino acids. The record is from RefSeq and is a predicted model, not a curated record. Lineage: Eukaryota; Metazoa; Mollusca; Bivalvia; Venerida; Veneridae. The transcript is spliced from 10 exons.
CAAAUUUUUCAAUAAAAAUGUCCGACAAAGACGACGAUGAGCCCAAACUUGAACCAACCAAAUCGCCAGUUUCUGCAAGAAGGGCCAAAAAACUUCUUUAUUUGUCUGAAUAUUUAUCGAAACAAGAAUCUCGCACAAAUUGCAAAAAGGUAUCAAAAAUUUUAAAGAAAUCAGCACAUGAACAUACAGAAGAUGAGAAGGCAACACUUGCCAAGCACCAAGAUAUCGUGAAGAGAAUCUCCAAGAACAAAGAGAAAAGGGAAUUGAAUCAACAGAGGGUGUUAGAGACAGAAGAUGGUGAAGAAGUGUUGCAGACCAAAUGUGAGAAGUUGGCAAAAAUCAUUCAGCAAUCCAAGAAAACUGUGAUAUAUACUGGAGCUGGCAUAAGUACUGCUGCUUCAAUACCAGAUUAUAGGGGACCACAAGGAGUGUGGACACUUCUUCAAAAAGGGGAACAACUCAAACCUCAGGAUUUAAGUGAUGCAGAACCAACUCUUACACAUAUGUGUAUAACACAGCUACACAAGCUUGGUCAUGUGAAGCAUGUAGUAUCCCAGAACUGUGACGGCUUACAUUUAAGAAGUGGUCUACCCAGGCAGGUGCUCUCUGAAGUCCAUGGAAACAUGUUUAUAGAGAUUUGUCACAACUGCAGACCUCACAGAGAGUAUGUUAGGCUUUUUGAUGUGACAGAGAACACAGGUGUCAGACGUCACUUGACAGGGCGUCACUGCCAGAGAUGUGGUGGCAAACUGAAGGACACUAUUGUGCACUUUGGAGAGAAAGGAGGCAUGAAAUCUCCAUACCGCUGGAAGGAAGCAGUGAGAGCUGCAAACAAAUGUGAUCUUAUUCUGUGUCUCGGAUCAAGCCUCAAGAUUUUGAAGAAAUAUGCAUGUCUGUGGUGUAUGGACAGAGUUAAACAUAAAAGACCAAAACUUGCCAUAGUGAACCUACAGUGGACCCCAAAAGAUGAGUCUGCAACUUUGAAAAUAAAUGGAAGAUGUGAUGAUGUGUUGGAAAGAGUGAUGAAGAUCUUGAAGUAUGACGUUCCUGAAUAUUCAAGGAAAGAAGAUCCAAUUUUUUCCUUGGCUACAUGUUUAGCUGAGGAGGAGGAAGAGACGACAAACAAAAAAGUUCUACAGAUACCUGAUAUUUUACCUAGACUUCGAUCACACGGAAUCUCAAGAACACCAACACCCAGUGAUUCUUCUGACAGCCAGUCCUCCCUCACUUCGUCCACAGACAGCUGUGAUACACCUGAAGAUCUGACUUGUGUGAAUACUGCUAGACCAAGAUCAAUUAGAAAUUUCAAUUUCAAAAAUUUCAGAUUCGAUCCUGACCCUGAUACAAAGGUUGAAACUAUAAAUUCGGAGGAAAUGUGUUUUUCUAAGUCAGAAAGAAUUUGUAAUGAAGCCAAAAUUGCUAUGCAAGAGAGACUAGUUAAUGCAAAAAUAAAUGAAAUGUAUGGUGUGUGUUCAAAUAUGCAAGGUGAAAAUUCAAACAAUAAAACCUUUGGAUUAAAUGGGAUGGUAAUGAUUGGGAAUCACCAGUCAGAUGGUUUUGUAGAACAGCAACCUAAAGUACAGUAUGACCCUCUUAGAGGUGGCCCAUUUGAUCCAGGCCCAGCCUCGCAUGAGGAGAAGUUGAAAUAUCUCCAGAUGUUGCAGGUGCAGUUAGAGGAACUGAAAAUGAAACAAAAGGUGCUGAAAGAGCAAGAACAGCAACACUUGAAGAAACAGCGACAACCUCAACAGAAACAAGACGUUGUUAAACAGGUUAGUCAAGUGGGAAAGUUGGAGAAUACUCUGCUGAAACAAGAGCCUGAUAAACCUAGGGCUGUAAAACAAGACAAAAACAAAACCACUCUUUUAAAAACACAAGACAUAGAAAAAGAGAAAAUAAAAGCAGAAGUGCAGAAAUCAAAUUUAAAACAUUUUUCUGCUGAAAAAACUAGUCCACAUCAACAAAGUUCACAGCAUACAGACCAGGUAAACAUUGACUUCAAUUCUGCAAAUAAGGCAGUUACUAAGAAUCCUCGGAUUAUUGCAAUGGAACAGAAACUUACACAAAAUACAGCUGAACAAAAGAAGCUAAAGAAAACCUUAUCAGCAAUGUUGACAGAUCAACAGAAAGCAGAGGAGCAAACGAGAGUUCAGCACCAAAAUGAGCAGCUUAGGCUUCACCAGCACUUUCUCAUUCAAGAGCAGCUGAGACAACAGACAAAAGAGAGUAAGAGUAAGAAAGAAGAAAUCCUGAAACUUUUUGUAUUUCAACAGCAAUCUUUGCUAGCUCAACAGAAUUUACAGCUGCAGUGUUUGAGACAGACUUACACGACGGAGGUGCAAAAGUUUCAGACAGUUUUGAAUGAUCUUAAAACUGCGCAAGAUGAAACUGUGAAGAAACUGAAGGCUUUGAAAAGUGAAUUGAGAAAUAAAGAAAUGCCAUCUGUGAUUAAAAACCCUAUUGCAACUAAUACUGCUGGUAGUUCACUUUUGCAAACCAAAGAUACAGUGAAGCUUGUGACACAGGUAGGUGAAAGUCCUAUGGUUUCUCCGAAAUUAAAAAGUCCGAAAAAGGACCACAGUAUUGCAUCUAUUCUGGAAGGAAACACUGACCAUAUAUCUCCAAAUAAAAGUAAUGUAACUUCUGAUACAGGCACUGCAGGAAAUGUACAGGAUCAGUCAAAGACUUGUGAAUCAUGUAAAUUCUUGAAUGAUUAUGGAAUGCGUAAGAAAUGGUGUACAAAAUGUGAUGAACUGAAGUGUUAUCAGGGUGCCGCUUCUAGUAAGCAAAGUCUUGCCAAUCCUAAAUAUAGGGUAGACUCUACAUUCCUUGAACAUGUGAGUGUGCCAAAAUUACAAAAUACUCCAAAUGAUGUUUCUAGUACAUUGGAAAAUCCAAAUGAACAAGACUUUCCUAUUUAUAAUUAUGUUUUAGAUUUAGAAAUUCCUGAAGUAUAUGAGCCAAAAUCUGAAGGUGUGGUCUCCUCAGAUGGUGGUAAAAUUGAACAUACUGACCAUGACUACCUCAUAUCAAAGAACAACUCUGAACAAAAAGUUAAAGAUAAUUCAGGUAUAACUGUAUGUGUUAACAGUGAAAAACAUAAAUCCAUUGAUCAUCCAAAAGGACAAGCUGUCCCAAUUUCUGUAUCUACCUCAAAUGCAAUUGUUACUGUAUCUGAAAACUGUAAUCCUAAUUUAGUGUCUCCAAUAAUACCACAUGCAAGUGAAAACUUUUCUGUCAAAGUUUCUGACACUAGCAAGAGAUUGAGACAUGUUGCAGCUGAUUCAGAAAAGAAUGUUACCUAUAAAACUGAUAAAAGAAAUAGUGUUUCAUCCAGUAAAAUUCCUGAAAGAGUGACAUUUAGUUUGGGUGACAACAUUAAAGAUGUUAGUGAUAGGGGCAUGUCUGAAGAAAUUGAUAGAAAUAGUGAAAGUAAAGUAAAGCCAAGCUGUGCAGUCAAGCAUGUAAGAUCUCACUCCCAGUCUGAAAUAUAUGACAAAAAGCAGGACGAAGAAACGCUAAAACCAUCUGGUGUAAGACAUACUCGUUGUUGGUCUCAUAGUGAAAUCAGUGCAGCCGAAGAAGGCAGUGGAGUUGAUAAUGAAGACAGUAAUGAUGUAGCUAGUGGUGCAUCAGAAGAAAAAGAAGAAUCAGAAAAUAGUGUUAAAGGGGGAAAGAAACGAAAGCUUGCAAGAUGCUUGUCUGUACCUGGGUGGUUUGGUAAAGGUUUAAAUAUAAAAAAGCGAAGGAAAUACUAAUGUGUUUUUAUUUUUUAGAUGUACUGUCAAUAUAAAGAUACUUGUUAGGAAAACAGUAUGUGAUAAAGGCAUGAUUGUUUUAAUAAUGAAAUGAGACAUGAGUUUAUAUGUUAAUAAUUUCCAGUUUUCCAUAAUAGAUAGAUUUUAGAGGAGUUGAGAUUUCAUUAUAUGCAGUUUUAUAAUAUGUGUAAGAACUGUGUCAGAAUAAAGUUGAGAGUGUCUAUACAAACAGUCAGUAACAUAUCCUUGUAGGUAUAAAUAAAGGACUUCGAGUCAGUUGAUUUUCCAGACAUAAGUUUACGAGUUAUUACAAUUAUUGAAAUACUCAGAAUCCAUACAAGAAGUGUAGAAAUAAUAAUGUAAGUGUAAUACACACUAGUUCUUUAUUUUAACAACUUAAUGCAACAUGUCUAGAGCCUUUUAAACACAUCAUGUCACAUCUCUGUGCUGAUAUACCAGUAAAACAACCUUGUUAUGAUGGUUAAAAACUAUUGCAUUAACAUAUUGAACCUGAGGAAAAGUAUAGCUCACUCAUAAUGAAACUGUAUUACGAAAUAGAAAUGUUCAUAACAGGAAGAUAUAACUGAUGUGUGUACAUUAAGAUAAAGGUAUUAAACAUUUUCAUAUGAGCCGUGCCAUGGGAAAACCAACAUAGUGGGUGU